AACGCUAACCCAUUCCCUCAUCACACGCCGAUUUUCUCCUUGCUCUUCACUGUUCUCGCUCGCCGCUCCCCCACCCUAAGCGCCGCUCCCCCACCCCGCUCCGAUCCUCUCCCUUUCUCUUCCCUUAGCUUCUCUCGUCAUCGCCGCUUUUCUCCUUGCUCCUCCCUAAUCUGCUCUCAUCGGCGCUCCUCUCCCUUUCUCCUCCCUCUGCUCUCGUUCGUUGCCGCUCCUCUCCCUAAUCUGCUCUCACUGUCGCUGGGAUCUUCACCCACGCUCACGCAUACCUGUGCCGCCGCCGGCCUCCACCACGAUUCCUCCACAGCACUGCCUACACGCUGUGAUUCUGCCUUUCUCCUCCCAAACUCAUUCUUGUCGUCGCUGCUCCCUAAUCUGCGGAUCUCACCGUGAUUUGUUGUAGAUUGGAAGAAUUUAAUAGUCACCUUGCUCCUUUCUACAUAAUCGAAUCAAACAGAGAGGAUAAUGGUAGGCCUUUCUCUAGGAGAGAAACAAUUCAUACAUGGUGGGAUUGCUCAGGACCUCCGCACGGACGGUCGAAAAAGACUCCAUUACCGACCCAUCUCAAUCGAGACAGGAGUCAUUCCUCAGGCGAAUGGGUCUGCACGAGUUAGAUUGGGAGCAACAGAUGUUAUUGUUAGCAUUAAGGCAGAAUUGGGGAAGCCAAGCUCUCUACAACCGGAUAAAGGAAAAGUUUCUAUUUUUGUUGACUGCAGUCCGACAGCAGCACCAAUGUUUGAGGGAAGGGGAGGUGAAGAACUGUCUUCAGAACUCUCAGUUGCUCUUCAGAGAUGUUUACUAGGUGGUAAGAGCGGAGCAGGGGCUGGAAUCGAUCCCUCGUCCCUUGUCAUUGUCGAGGGUAAGGUGUGCUGGGAUUUGUACAUUGAUGGCCUAGUUGUCAGUUCAGAUGGAAAUCUACUUGAUGCAUUAGGCGCUGCAAUCAAGGUAGCUUUAAGUAAUACAGGCAUCCCAAAGGUCACUGUUAUUCUUGGACCUUCACCAAAUGACCAACCAGAUGUUGAUCUCAGCGAUGAAGAGUUCUUGCAGUUUGACACUACUGGAGUCCCUGUUAUAGUUACCCUGACUAAGGUCGGUCGCCACUACAUUGCUGAUGCGACUUUGGAAGAGGAGUCUCAAAUGAGCUCCGCUAUGUCUGUCUCCUUGAAUAGGCAUGGACAUAUAUGUGGACUGACGAAGCGAGGCGCUGCUGGCUUGGACCCAAGUGUUGUUCUUGACAUGAUUUCAGUAGCACAGCAUGUAGGCGAGCAACUGAUGUCUAUGCUCGAUUCAGAGAUCGCCGCUGCAGAGGCAGCAGCAACCCAGGAACAAUGAUCUGUCUGCAUCCUCCAAAGUUUCCUCCCAAUCUGCAGGAGAUCGAAUGUUCGACUCAUUUCUUUUAGUAAUUGCUGUCAGCUUUACGUUUGAAUGUUGUGGAGCAAUUUUUAUCAUCUAAACAGAACUUUAGUAAUGUAGUGCUUAGAUUAAAGUAGAAAUCUUAUUAAUGAGAUAUAAUGACAGGAGGAUCAAAGUCAAA
Messenger RNA from Zingiber officinale, 1549 nucleotides. Its product is annotated as exosome complex component RRP42-like. Bases 481 to 1347 code for a protein of 288 amino acids. The record is from RefSeq and is a predicted model, not a curated record. Gene Ontology annotation, cellular component: nuclear exosome (RNase complex); cytoplasmic exosome (RNase complex). The transcript is spliced from 9 exons. NCBI's taxonomy places the organism in Eukaryota, Viridiplantae, Streptophyta, Magnoliopsida, Zingiberales, Zingiberaceae. Gene Ontology annotation, biological process: nuclear polyadenylation-dependent mRNA catabolic process; nuclear polyadenylation-dependent rRNA catabolic process; U5 snRNA 3'-end processing.